UUUUACAGGUUCACCUUCACUCGUCCAGCCCUGACUCGUCGAUCUCUUCUCCCUGAGAGAGCAGGGGGAUGUGGGACGGGGCUCUGUGUCGAGUCCGGGCCAGCCCCUCUCUGCCGCUCCCGCCUCCUCACCCUUCUCCCUGCUCCAGCCCGGGCCCUUCCCCGGGGCUGCCGGGAAACCCCUGCCCCAGCGGGGUCUCUCCCGGGGCCGCCUGGAGCCCCUCCUCCCCUCCUCCUGCUCUCCCCUCGGGGCUGGCAGGGCUGUUUCUCACCCGGUUUCCCUCAGCCCUGGCUGCCGGGCAGCGUUUUGCCCUUUCUGAGCCAGGCUUUCCCCGCGGCGCCCGCCCGUGGCUGAGGGGCUCAGCUGUGCCCUGCGGUGGGGCCGUUGGAGCCGGCUGGAACCGGCUGUGUCCGGCACGGGGCAGCCCCGGGCCCGCACCGCAGGGGCCGCCCCACACCGCCCGCCCACACAACCGGGGCGCCCGCAGGCGGGACAUCCCGCUCUGUCUGCAGAGGACGGGAGGCCGGAGGAUUCAGCGCUGGCGAAAUGAAAACAGACGUUCUUUGGCAAAGCGAAAGGAGGCCCUGGAGAGGACCCCAUGGUGGAGCAGGUCUACACUGAAGGCCUCCAGGCUGGAGAAGAGGAACAGCAUGAGGAUGCAGGAGAGGCAGAGAGGAGUUGUUAUGGACUGACCACAGCCCACCAUUCCCCAUCCUCCUGCGUCUCUUUAGGCGGAGGAAGUAAAGGAGUCAGGAACGGAGGAGUGAAGAUGUAUGCAGUAAAUUUUUACCAUGGCCAAAGAACGCCCACGUGCACUGAUUAAGAUGACAAUAUUGAACAUUAGGUGAGCCACAGUCUUCUAAAAAUUGGAGAAAAGGCAAGUCAAGUUAUACAAGAGGAAUGCAUCAGAAGAAACAAAGACAUUUCCUGUACUUCAAAGACAGCAUCUACAUUACAGAGAGUCAAAGAAUAUUUUUAAUUACAAAAUGAUUCCUGAUCAACUGUAGACCUGUUAGCACACAUUUCUGAAGGCUAGGAAAGAAAUCUGCAGCAUAAAUUGGAUUUUUUUCUGGAAUAGGAGAAGCAUGUUUCCUCCUAGAAAGUCAUAUGAACUUCCAUAAGAACUUCCAGCAUUUCCUCAAUUUCAAAAGACAUGCUGAUUUGAGAAAUACUAGCUUUAUCUUGGAAACGUUUCAUUCCUCAUUCACAUCAUUGUUCUUAACCUCAGCUAUGGUACUGUAUUCUUUUUAACCUUGAUCUUUUGCCAAGAGGCUCCACCUGAAACGCAUUCACUUUCAUCAGUUGAAGUGUGUUGGGUCCCUGCAAUGGAGUUGGAAAAAUUUUGUAGAUGUUUCUAGAAGAAUUAUACAAAUGCAUACACAAGAACAGGAUUUUUAAGGUACUAAAUUAUGCAUCAAAAGAGGCAGUACUUCUCUUAAAGCUGUUCCUUAAAAAAAACUAUUGCAUGCCUGCACAAAACAACACCUGUUGCUACCAUUUCUAUAUUAUAACAUUCAUGUAAACAUAUUGGGAAAAGGAGUACCUGCUAAAUGUGAAAACAGUGGCUACUAGGAAACAAAGGAGAGACAACUAGAAAGGACCCUGGGCUUACCAAAGUAAAUACUUACAUACUCCUCUAGAAGACAAAAUAUGCUUUUCACACUUCUUUUUCUACAUGCCUACAUUGAUUCCGUUUUUGAGACAAUUCACCUUGAAAGGCACAAUAAGUACGGCUUUGCAGAUCCUCUUCUAAAAAUGCUUUUAGUAUGGGUGGCCAUCAGGACUAUGUGAAUCACGGAAGUUAUGUUUCUGCAGCUGAACAAAAAGAUUGGAAGAAGAAAAAAAAUUAUAUUUUGUGCCUAGUCAGAAUGAAUACUCUGUUAGGACUUCUUUGUGAUUUUGGAUUUUUUUGAGAGAAACACAGGCACUAUGAAAAUGAUACCACAGUGGCUACACAACUACUUGCAGCACCAUGCAAAAUGAGCCUGGAAAUACUGCUACUGCAUUAGGUACAAUACUUCCAUACUACCCACCCUAUGUCCAUAUGCACUUUAUUCACAUCUCCCGGUACAGAAAUACAUCACAGAUUUUAUUACGAAGUACCUUAUGCACACUUGUAAGUUUGUUUGCUUCACUCUUCCCUGACCCACAGAGGCCUAAAUCUUUACAUGAUAAUUUUUUGGGUUUGAUUUAAUUUAAUUUAAUUCAAGUACAUAAAUAGCUGCAAAAUACCAUAAGCAACAUAUUGCUCAGCUCCUUCCCAUAGGCAGUGUCCAGCUCUGAGGCCUUCCACGGAGAAAAGCUCUUUCCUGGGUGACUAACAAGCACUCAACAUGAAAUUGGUUCGUGAGAGUCAUAAAAGAAGUAAUCUUGCCCCAGAGUCACAUACAUUAUGUUCAUAGCACAUACCUGUCAUUAUAUGGCACUAAACGUAUUGGAAUGAACUGAUUUCUUUAACUUUCCCAGAUCUAUAUUAAAAUGGAUAAAAUACUCUGAAACCUUUAUCAUCAAAGAAAUGUUCUUGAAAGCUUUUUUGCAUUAUACCUUCAUAGUUCCAAUGCGUAGUGCAAGACUCAGGGGCUCCUUCACUUUAUCAUUAAUUUGCACCAUAACUAGCUACACCAACACUAACUAACCAUACUUGCUAUAAUCUAAUUCUAGAACAGCUGAAGGGAAAAUGUAAAGCUGAUAUUGUGUUUUUUUUUUCUUUUUUAAUUAUUUAAGAAAGCAGUGGGGGGGCAGAGGAAGUUGAGGGUGGGGGUGAUAAAAUGUUGUCAGCACCAAAAAUUUUACGUAACUCUGUCUUAACACUGAGGAAAAUCCAACAGUAUGGUGAAAGGAAAUAUAAAUGUAAAAUAUAAAUUUAACUGUAAAAGAGUAGGAAGUCUGGACAAGGUAUUACAACCUUUACUAUUUUACCAUUGUGGACACUUUGACGGUAAGGCAGAAUUAAAAAGGGCCAAUAGAAACAGAAAUGCAGAUUAUUUCAUUCAAAUCUCAAUUGAUAAUAAAAGUAAACUCUCCCUGGUUAAUUAGAAUCAGUGAUUCCACUAAAGUUGUUUCAACUCCUGCCAUAAAAUAUCUCCUUUUUCAAAACAUACGUGGAUAUUGGGCAGAGUAUAGAUUGCAAGUUGUACUAAGAUAAUUGAGUCUUUCAGGAAUGUGGCUACCAAUAGAAAACAAGAGGAAUAGCACUUUUUGUUAAUGCUUCAGGACAAUGCUUUACUAGUGCAGUUGGCCACCCUAUCAGGGGAAUUCUCCAACCUCCACAAACUUAUGGGGAAAAACAUAGUAUUUAGAUGAGAAGCAGUAUUUUAUGUCUAUAUACUAAGCCACUUUUCCUUAGUGUUAAUGAAUUAAAAUAAAGAAAUUAAAUAAUAAACCUCAUGACGUCUCAGAAUUUGUGUUCAAAACUAACACAAAAAAAAAUAUACAAGUUUAAGGAGUUCCUUAAUGAUACAAAUUUAUCUAUGGAGGUAAUAACAAAUCAUAAAUACUUUAGAACUGAGGUUGGGCAAAAAGUCCUUUAAUAUCCAUCUGACAGAAGUGUCUGUGAUUUCAAAAGCUACUCUGCUUGUCUCUUUCUGAUGUAACUAACAGCUUACAAAGUUUUUUUUUUUUCAGAAGAAACGAGAAAUACAUACCAACAGCUUACACACUGGUGCUUACAACACAUCUUCUAAGUAACAGAUGGCUGAGUCCAAGUUUCUAGAAAUUGAACCUACAUUUUAAAUUACUACACUGUCCAGUAUGCUAGUGUGUCAUUAUUCAAAAACAUGUAUGGCCCUUUACAAAUUCCAUGAGAGCAAUAUUUCAGCUCAGAGAAUAUACAGUCAGUAUUUACCAUGAGAUGUGAUGAGAAGAAAGUACAAAGAAGACUUGCUAGAUGUCUGUGUAUUGUAAUUAGAGACCUAUAUUUUUUAAUUUUUCACCAAUGCUUUAAAACAUUCUUUUCAUAUCUGUCUAUUUAUACUUCAUCCUUUCACUUUUCCCUUGGUAAGGAUCAUUAUCUUAUAGGUAAGAUAAUGAUGAGUGUUCUUGGAGACAGUAAUUGCUCUUUGCUGGGUAGAUUUGGUGGCAUCACAGGAAAUAUGUGUGCAAGAAGUCAAAAGGACUAGCAUAAUGUGAAGAUUUGAAGUAGAAAGUCAGAUAGGAAGGCAAAGGACACGUAAAGGAGAGGAUCACAAAGCAAUGAAGAAAUUCGUUGUCAUGCGUUACAUAUCUGGUGAUCAAACAAAGCAAACAAGAUGAAAUAAAAAUUAUCAAAACUC
This is a messenger RNA of Calidris pugnax (ruff), 4271 nucleotides long. Its product is annotated as U1 small nuclear ribonucleoprotein C-like. Bases 69 to 692 code for a protein of 207 amino acids. The transcript is spliced from 3 exons. NCBI's taxonomy places the organism in Eukaryota, Metazoa, Chordata, Aves, Charadriiformes, Scolopacidae. The record is from RefSeq and is a predicted model, not a curated record.